Molecule: messenger RNA, 9384 nt
Organism: Oncorhynchus keta (chum salmon)
Lineage: Eukaryota; Metazoa; Chordata; Actinopteri; Salmoniformes; Salmonidae
Product: neuropilin-2-like
Exons: 20
Coding region: 886-3846 (986 amino acids)
Biological process (GO): axon guidance; vascular endothelial growth factor signaling pathway; angiogenesis
Cellular component (GO): membrane
Molecular function (GO): vascular endothelial growth factor receptor activity; semaphorin receptor activity
Source: RefSeq, a predicted model, not a curated record
GGGAGGCGGGUCGAGGUGCUGACUGUAAUGUGAUAGCUGCUCCGCUCUAACGUUAUUACAUACACAUGCUGGCUGCCUGCGCUCUCGCUGCUGGAACACGGAGCCUUCAAAACUCAAGCCAGAAUAGUCCGAUCAGAGCAGAGGGAAGGAGCUGUGUGCCUGGACUAGCGGAGAAAGAACGGAGUGUUACCGAUAGAUUAUAGAGCUCUGGGUAAUAACGGCAAUACGGACCGUUUUGUUUUGCAUUCUAUGAAAGAUCGUUUUUACCGACGAGCCUUGGACAGUUGGACUAUUUCGUUAAGAUUUGUGUGUUUUUUUUAGUUUUUUUGUGAUUUUUUUGUGAUUUUUUGGACAAGUAAAUGCGCUGCUGGGAGAAAGUCAAAGGAAAUACAAAACAAAUAUCUUCUCACUGGUUUGGAGGCACCAAAACACUCACUUCAGAUAUCUGCUAGAGAAAGCAUCAAUCCCGUGGACUAAAAACCGCUACGGACUACUGAAUGAAUUCAUACAGAUUUUUUAUUUUAUUUUCCAUAAUUUCUUUGUAAUAGAAUAUUAUCUGGAUGGAAUUGACGUUUUAUUUAUUUUUUUCUCUCGUUAUUCUGAACGCCGCAGUGGCCAGAAUGGUUUUGAAUCUUUUAAAUUAUUGAAUUGAAAUAACGGGGCAGAAAAUAUUAUUCAUUUAAAAAAAAAAAGAAGAAACAAAAGAAGUGUUAAACGGGUGAGAAUUGAUAUCGACUUUGUGUUGAACACCGAACCACAGACCAACGUCUUCCCGGUGGAGACGCGUGUUACCGUGACCGGAGAAAACAGUUUGCACGAGGAAGAAGACUUUCACGGCGAGUUCUUGUCUCCGGGAUUGGGAAGGGUGAAACUUCACCUCGGAAAAUGGAUAUAUUACCGUGGCUCUGUGGAUGUUUACUGGCCGUUUGUUUACCACAAAUAGUUAUCGGUGAAGAAGGUGAGGCGUGUGGCGGACAUUUUGACGCCAGCAACGCCGGGUACAUCACCACCCCGGGGUACCCUCUGGAGUACCCCCCUCAUCAGAGCUGUCGCUGGGUCGUCACCGCCCCAGAACCUUCCCAGCGUAUCGUCCUCAACUUCAACCCCCACUUUGAACUGGAGAAGCUAGACUGCAGAUAUGACUUCAUAGAGAUCCGCGAUGGAAACAGUGAGAAUGGAGACCUGUUGGGUAAACACUGCAGUAACAUCGCCCCUCCUGCCAUCAUCUCCUCCGGCCCCGUCCUCCACAUCAAGUUCGUCUCAGACUACGCUCACCAGGGGGCUGGUUUUUCACUGCGCUACGAGGUCUUCAAAACGGGUUCAGACUGCUCCCGUAACUUCACCAGUCAGAACGGGAUCAUUGAGUCUCCGGGGUUCCCUGAUAAAUACCCUCAUAACCUGGAGUGUUCCUUUAUAAUCAUCGUGCCCCCGGCCAUGGACGUGGCCCUGACCUUCCUGACCUUUGACCUGGAGAACGACCCCCUCCCCGGGGGAGAGGGAGACUGCAAGUACGACUGGUUGGAGGUCUGGGACGGUCUGCCACAGGUGGGGCCUCUGAUAGGACGUUACUGUGGAACUAAGAUCCCUCCUGAAAUCACGUCAUCGACAGGUAUCCUGUCUCUGUCCUUCCACACGGACAUGGCCGUGGCCAAAGAUGGCUUCUCUGCUCGCUACAACAUAACACACAAAAAAGUCAGCGACACCUUCCAUUGCAGUAAUGCGUUGGGUCUGGAGUCAGGGAAGAUCUCUGACGACCAGAUCACUGCCUCCUCUUCCUUCUAUGACAAUACCUGGUUGCCACGGCAGGCCCGCCUUAACAACGGCAACAACGCGUGGACGCCCAACGAGGACAGCAGCAAGGAGUACAUCCAGGUGGAUCUCCAUGUCCUGAAGGUGUUGACGGGUAUCUCUACCCAGGGAGCGGUGUCCAAGGAAACCCAGAAGUCCUACUACGUCACCACCUUUAAGCUGGAGGUCAGCACCAAUGGAGAGGACUGGAUGGUCUACCGAUACGGCAAGAACCACAAGAUUUUCAAUGCCAACACAGACUCUACUGAGGUGGUUCUGAACCGGAUCCCCCAGCCUGUUCUGGCCCGCUUCGUACGCAUCAGACCCCAGGCCUGGAAGACAGGCAUCGCCCUGCGCUUCGAACUCUACGGGUGCCAGAUCACUGACGCUCCAUGUUCUGAGAUGCAGGGGAUGUUGUCCGGCCUGCUGCCCGACUCCCAGAUCACAGCGUCGUCCCUGAGGGAUAUCCACGGCUCCAUGGGGACGGCCAGGCUGGUAGCCAGCAGGUCAGGAUGGUUCCCCAGCCCCACACAGCCUCUGGCCGGGGAGGAGUGGCUCCAGGUGGACUUGGGGGUCCCCAAGACAGUACGAGGCGUCAUCACUCAGGGGGCGAGGAGCGUGGAGGGGAGUACGUCGGCUGAGAACAGGGCCUUCGUCAGGAAGUACCGCGUGUCUCACAGCCUGACGGGCAAGGACUGGACUUUUAUACUGGACAGAAAGACCAACCAUCCUAAGAUCUUCGAGGGUUACUAUGCCAUGCAGGUAAAGACGAGCACAGGGUAUGACACACACCAGGUCCCUGUGGACACAGACCUUCAACCCGACAGGAAGUGGCUGGUGACUGGCAGUGACAGGCUGUCCACAUCACUCUGUGUCACAGAGCCAGCAGGGUCUGGGAAGGCCAGGACAAGGAGGGAUGCAGCCUGGCUGUGGGCUGGCCACGUCAACCUGUUCCUGGGAGGGCUGUCGUCCCCGAUGUAUCUCCACAAGUGUCUAAGGGACAAGGGGCUAGGGACUGGACCCCACAACCCUUUGUGUGGGGGGGAAAUGACUACUCUUCCUGACACUGCCACAACCCCACUGCCUAGACUAGAGGAGACCACCGCUGCCUCGAGAGGACCAGGCACUACUGUGUGGUCUCUGGGCGGUCUGUGUGACUUUGAGUCCAGUCUGUGUGGCUGGAUCCCAGACAGCAUGUCAGAGCUGAGCUGGUCUCUCCACAGCGGCAGCCUCUCGUCUGGUCUAACACCCAGUCUGGAUCUACCUCUCUCUCUGCCCAAAGACGACGUGGGUAACUUCCUCCACAUCGAGGCCAGCCCCAGGACAGAGAGGCAGCGAGCCCGUCUGGUGAGCCCCGCUGUGGGGCCUGAGAGAGGGCCGCUGUGCCUGCUCUUCAACUACCAGCUCCAGGGGCCCGAGAACCAGGGCCUGGGGUCCCUCAGGAUCCUCAUCAGAGACAACGACCGGGAGGAGACUCUGCUCUGGGCCCUCAGAGGAGACCAGGGGUCCGUGUGGAAGGAGGGUCGCACCAUCCUGCCCCAGUCACCCAAAGAGUACCAGGUGGUGAUUGAGGGCUUCUUUGAGCACAGCAACCGAGGACACAUCUGGAUCGACAACAUCCACAUGAGCUCCAGUACUGAGCUGGAACAGUGUACCCAACCCUUCGCCGCAUUCCCUCCUGACAUGACUGACCGGAGGCUUAUUGACUCUGGAAAUAAACCACUUUACAACGGCAGAGAACGAAUGAAUGGAGGUUUCCCGUUCCCAGAGUGGAGUACCCCCGGCCCGUCCAUGGACCCCCCUGUGACACAUGUCUCCGAGAAGGACAACUCGUGGCUGUACACCCUGGAUCCUAUCCUGGUCACCAUCAUCGUCAUGUCUUCCCUGGGCGUACUGCUGGGGGCGGUGUGUGGCGGCCUGCUGCUCUACUGCACCUGCUUCUACAGCGGCCUGUCGUCAAGGAGCUCCACCACAUUGGAGAACUACAACUUUGAGCUGUACGACGGGAUCAAACACAAGGUGAAGAUCAACCAGCAACGCUGCUGCUCCGAGGCCUAGGGCUGUUUAAGGCGCUGGGAGGUCUUGUGCUUCAAGCUCUAAGGCUUUCCCAACUCAAGGACCUUAACUGUGUGACGAACAGAGAGACACAAGCCAAACCCUUGUCCCCUCCUCUCGGGGGUCUCUUCUCUGCCUGCAGGAGAGAUCCUGAUCAAUCAAAGCUUGUGAAUGAACCACACUUACCUGCCAUGAUGCCACACGUACUGGCCACUGGAUCACAGCAGUCUGGGCCUGGACCAGAACCCCUACUGUCAGUCUGGGGUUGCACCCUAAACCCCUACUGCUGCAGACUGGGACUGGACCCAAAAACCCGUCUAGGACCGAACCUCUCAGAGCUGUCAUGUAGCCAGUGGACCAUUCAGUGGGUGCUGAACAAUAUCAAAACAUAUCAAUCUAAUGCCUAUCCCAAAAAAAAAGAUGAAAAGAAAAUGAAUCUAGAUUUGUAAAGAAGAAAAGAAGAAGUCAUUUUGUUGUUUGUUUUUUUGGUUAUGAUGGACGUUAGAAUAUGAGUGGAAUUAUUGCCAGGAAGGUUUUUUAGAAUGUGAUUCUAGCUUGUAAGACAGCUCUCGGCUUGCUCUCGCCUGCCUGCAUUAUGUGAUAACAGUGGCAUAGAGUAUCGUGGACAGUUUUUUAAGUUCAGUUGAAGAACAUGUGUCUUUAUUAUGAUCAGCUUCAGUUGUAUCGCUCUGUAGACCAAUCCCUCGUUCUCAUUUUUAGACUUCAGUGUGUCAAUAUUUUGUUUUGCCUUUCGCCUCAGUUCAGUUGAGUUCAGUUCAUCUGUUAUGGCGUGUGAUGUUUCUGUUUUUCCAGACUGUUACCAGCCUUUUAAAAGGAAGACGAAGAGAAAGAAUGAAAAGAAAACUUUAUCUAACAUGACAUGAGACGUAUUGUUCGUUAUGUUACUUAAAGUUGGAAGGAGUAUUUUGAUUGUCUCUUGCUUUUUUUGCCUGUGUGAUGAUCUAUAACACAUGGUGUGAUGCGCUGUGUGAAACAUUAUGAUUGUUUUCUUGCACCCUAUGGAUUGCUGAGAGAGAGAGAGAGACAGAGGGAGACAGAGAGAGAGAGGGGGAGAGAGAGAGAGAGAGAGAGAGAGAGAGAGAGAGAGAGAGAGAGAGAGAGAGAGAGAGAGAGAGAGAGAGAGAGAGAGAGACAGAAAGAAAGACAGAGCGAGAAAGAGAGAGAGAAAGAGAAUCCUCUCAUCUUUCCAGACUACUUUAACUCUAUCCCUAAAGAAGAAAGAUCUCAAAGAAAACAAAGAAAGGACUACAGGAGCUGGAUAAAAAGCCAAGCCACUUUCUUGGACACACAAUUGAGCCUUAAGCUAACUUUUAUUGGAAGAGAGCCAUGCGUAGGGAUGCUAGCGGCAGAUCGAUCUAUCCUGGAGUAGAGAGACAGAGAGCCAUGCCUAGAGACGCUAGCGACAGAUCAAUCUAUCCUGGAGUAGAGAGACAGAGAGCCAUGCCUAGAGACGCUAGCGACAGAUCAAUCUAUCCUGGAGUAGAGAGACAGAGAUCCAUGCGUAGGGACGCUAGCGACAGAUCAAUAUAUCCUGGAGUAGAGAGACAGAGAGCCAUGCGUAGGGACGCUAGCGGCAGAUCAAUCUAUCCUGGAGUAGAGAGACAGAGCCAUGCGUAGGGACGCUAGCGACAGAUCAAUCUAUCCUGGAGUAGAGAGACAGAGAUCCAUGCCUAGAGACGCUAGCGGCAGAUCAAUCUAUCCUGGAGUAGAGAGACAGAGAUCCAUGCGUAGGGACGCUAGCGACAGAUCAAUCUAUCCUGGAGUAGAGAGACAGAGAGCCAUGCCUAGAGACGCUAGCGGCAGAUCAAUCUAUCCUGGAGUAGAGAGACAGAGAGCCAUGCGUAGGGACGCUAGCGACAGAUCAAUCUAUCCUGGAGUAGAGAGACAGAGAUCCAUGCGUAGGGACGCUAGCGACAGAUCAAUCUAUCCUGGAGUAGAGAGACAGAGAUCCAUGCGUAGGGACGCUAGCGACAGAUCAAUCUAUCCUGGAGUAGAGAGACAGAGAGCCAUGCCUAGAGACGCUAGCGACAGAUCGAUCUAUCCUGGAGUAGAGAGACAGAGAUCCAUGCGUAGGGACGCUAGCGACAGAUCAAUCUAUCCUGGAGUAGAGAGACAGAGAUCCAUGCGUAGGGACGCUAGCGACAGAUCAAUCUAUCCUGGAGUAGAGAGACAGAGAUCCAUGCGUAGGGACGCUAGCGACAGAUCAAUCUAUCCUGGAGUAGAGAGACAGAGAUCCAUGCGUAGGGACGCUAGCGACAGAUCAAUCUAUCCUGGAGUAGAGAGACAGAGAUCCAUGCGUAAGGGACGCUAGCGACAGAUCAAUCUAUGCUGGAGUAGAGAGACAGAGAGCCAUGCGUAGAGACGCUAGUGACAGAUCAAUCUAUCCUGGAGUAGAGAGACAGAGAUCCAUGCGUAGGGACGCUAGCGACAGAUCAAUCUAUCCUGGAGUAGAGAGACAGAGAGCCAUGCCUAGAGACGCUAGCGGCAGAUCAAUCUAUCCUGGAGUAGAGAGACAGAGAGCCAUGCGUAGGGACGCUAGCGACAGAUCGAUCUAUCCUGGAGUAGAGAGACAGAGAGCCAUGCGUAGCGACGCUAGCGGCGGAUCAAUCUAUCCUGGAGUAGAGAGACAGAGAGCCAUGCCUAGAGACGCUAGCGGAAGAUCAAUCUAUCCUGGAGUAGAGAGACAGAGAGCCAUGCCUAGAGACGCUAGCGGCAGAUCAAUCUAUCCUGGAGUAGAGAGACAGAGCCAUACGUAGGGACGCUAGCGACAGAUAGAUCUACUCUGGAGUAGAGAGACAGAGAGCCAUGCGUAGAGACGCUAGCGGCAGAUCAAUCUAUCCUGGAGUAGAGAGACAGAGAGCCAUGCCUAGAGACGCUAGCGGCAGAUCAAUCUAUCCUGGAGUAGAGAGACAGAGAGCCAUGCCUAGAGACGCUAGCGGCAGAUCAAUCUAUCCUGGAGUAGAGAGACAGAGAUCCAUGCGUAGGGACGCUAGCGACAGAUCAAUCUAUCCUGGAGUAGAGAGACAGAGAGCCAUGCGUAGAGACGCUAGCGGCAGAUCAAUCUAUCCUAGAGUAGAGAGACAGAGAGCCAUGAGUAGGGACGCUAGCGACAGAUCAAUCUAUCCUGGAGUAGAGAGACAGAGAUCCAUGCCUAGAGACGCUAGCGACAGAUCAAUCUAUCCUGGAGUAGAGAGACAGAGAGCCAUGCCUAGAGACGCUAGCGGCAGAUCGAUCUAUCCUUGAGUAGAGAGACAGAGAGCCAUGCGUAGGGACGCUAGCGACAGAUCGAUCUGGCGAGAGACAGAAAACCACCACUGGGGGCCUUUGGGGACCUGACCGUAUGCUAGUUUCUACAUUCUGUUUUUUUUUUUAAAUAUUCACUCCACUUUUCUGUUCUCUUAUUUUAAUGUUACAUGAGAACGAGUGUUAACCAUAGCCAGAGACAUGUUUUUGUGUCAGGGUUGAGUUAAAAAAAUAAAUAAUCUGAAAUCUGGUUUGAGUUUUAGAAUCGGUUUGGCCUCAAGCAAAGAGAAAAGAGGAAAAAGAGAGAGAGGUCUCUUCCUCCAUAGUUCAGUCCAGGAAGACUGCACCUCAGUGGGCCAAGCGGACCGGGAGAUCGAGGUAGGAAUUGAGGGAGCGAGGGAAGGAGGGAGGUAGGAAGGGAGUAAAGGAGGGAGAGAGAGAGAAAGGGAGGGAAGGAAGGGGGAAGGGAAGAAAGGAGGGAAAGGAGGGAGGGAGGCUGAUUAGGAAGUGCUGAAAGGAGUGAGGGAGGAUGGGGCAGAGGAUGGCAGAGGGAUGGGUGAAGGGAUGGAGGAUGGGAGGAUGGGGCAGAGGACUGCAGAGGGCUGGGUGAAGGGAGGAUAGGGGCAGAGAACUGCAGAGGGCUGGGUGAAGGGAGGAUAGGGGCAGAGGACUGCAGAGGGCUGGGUGAAGGGAGGAUAGGGCCAGAGGACUGCAGAGGGCUGGGUGAAGGGAGGAUAGGGGCAGAGGACUGCAGAGGGCUGGGUGAAGGGGGGAUAGGGGCAGAGGACUGCAGAGGGCUGGGUGAAGGGAGGAUAGGGGCAGAGGACUGCAGAGGGCUGGGUGAAGGGAGGAUAGGGGCAGAGGACUGCAGAGGGCUGGGUGAAGGGAGGAUAGGGCCAGAGGACUGCAGAGGGCUGGGUGAAGGGAGGAUAGGGCCAGAGGACGACAGAGGGCUGGGUGAAGGGAGGAUAGGGGCAGAGGACUGCAGAGGGCUGGGUGAAGGGAGGAUAGGGGCAGAGGACUGCAGAGGGCUGGGUGAAGGGAGGAUAGAGCCAGAGGACGGCAGAGGGCUGGGUGAAGGGAGGAUAGGGCCAGAGGACGACAGAGGGCUGGGUGAAGGGAGGAUAGGGCCAGAGGACUGCAGAGGGCUGGGUGAAGGGAGGAUAGGGGCAGAGGACUGCAGAGGGCUGGGUGAAGGGAGGAUAGGGGCAGAGGACUGCAGAGGGCUGGGUGAAGGGAGGAUAGGGGCAGAGGACUGCAGAGGGCUGGGUGAAGGGAGGAUAGAGCCAGAGGACGGCAGAGGGCUGGGUGAAGGGAGGAUAGGGCCAGAGGACGACAGAGGGCUGGGUGAAGGGAGGAUAGGGCCAUAGGACUGCAGAGGGCUGGGUGAAGGGAGGAUAGGGCCAGAGGACGCCAGAGGGCUGGGUGAAGGGAGGAUAGGGGCAGAGGACUGCAGAGGGCUGGGUGAAGGGAGGAUAGGGCCAGAGGGCUGGGUGAAGGGAGGAUAGGGCCAGAGGGCUGGGUGAAGGGAGGAUAGGGCCAGAGGGCUGGGUGAAGGGAGGAUAGGGCCAGAGGACUGCAGAGGGCUGGGUGAAGGGAGGAUAGGGCCAGAGGACUGGGUGAAGGGAGGAUAGGGCCAGAGGACUGCAGAGGGCUGGGUGAAGGGAGGAUAGGGCCAGAGGACUGGGUGAAGGGAGGAUAGGGCCAGAGGACUGCAGAGGACUGGGUGAAGGGAGGAUAGGGCCAGAGGACUGCAGAGGGCUGGGUGAAGGGAGGAUAGGGCCAGAGGACUGGGUGAAGGGAGGAUAGGGCCAGAGGACUGCAGAGGACUGGGUGAAGGGAGGAUAGGGCCAGAGGACGGCAGAGGGCUGGAGGUGGUGGUACAUCCAGCUCCUUUUUCAUUGGACUCUGUUGACUCUUUUCCAAGUGCCUUGGAUCUCUCUUUCUAGGCCUGAUUGAACUUUUCUAGGGAGCUGAGACAUAAAUGAAUCCCAAAUGGAACCCUAUUCCCUAUAUAGUGCACUACUUUUGACCAGGGCCCUAUAGGGCUCUGUAAUGCACGGGUGGUCAAAAGUAGUGCACUAUAUAGGGAAUGGGGUGCAAUGUGGGAUAGGCCAUAGUAUUACCUCUUCUGUCUGGGAUGAGGGGGUGAGGCAGACAUCUCUCUCUCUAACGGAGAUCCUGUCACUGGUAACACUGUUGUUUGUAAGACUUUGUACAGAGAUGUCGUUUUUUUAUUGCUUAUUAUUAUUUAAUAAAGGAUGAAUAAUAUGGUUA